AAUACCCCGACCCUGCCCUCAUUCGACCAAUGGGUGCCUGUGAGGCUGGACGCGGUGACAAUCGAGAACAGUCGCGUCUUGGCGGGGAGCAUCUUGGUCCGCAAUUUGGACUUCCACAAGACAGUGACGGUGCGUUAUUCGGUCGACAACUGGUCUACUACAGCUGAGGUGCCCGCCACCUUUGCGAACGUUAUCACCCCGAGCGGCCAUGGUUUCGCCGGCAUCGACCGAUUCCUGUUUCGCAUAGAUCUCGGCAAGGAAUUCUCAGCUUCGGCACUGAAAGGGAAUUUCAGCUUCGCUCUUCGAUACGAGGUUGGAGGCCAAACCUACUGGGACAACAACCAGGGCUCCAAUUACAACCUCGAACUCACU
This is a messenger RNA of Fimicolochytrium jonesii, 372 nucleotides long. RefSeq names its product putative phosphatase regulatory subunit. Gene Ontology annotation, molecular function: protein phosphatase 1 binding; glycogen binding. The transcript has a single exon. Lineage: Eukaryota; Fungi; Chytridiomycota; Chytridiomycetes; Spizellomycetales; Powellomycetaceae. The annotation marks the transcript as partial. Gene Ontology annotation, cellular component: protein phosphatase type 1 complex. The record is from RefSeq and is a predicted model, not a curated record. Gene Ontology annotation, biological process: regulation of glycogen biosynthetic process.